Medicago truncatula (barrel medic) is the source of this 2941-nucleotide messenger RNA. RefSeq names its product protein STRUBBELIG-RECEPTOR FAMILY 3. Lineage: Eukaryota; Viridiplantae; Streptophyta; Magnoliopsida; Fabales; Fabaceae. The record is from RefSeq and is a predicted model, not a curated record. Gene Ontology annotation, molecular function: protein binding; ATP binding; protein kinase activity. The transcript has 17 exons. Gene Ontology annotation, biological process: protein phosphorylation. The coding region runs from base 186 to 2516 and encodes 776 amino acids.
UCAUGAAACACUUACUUACACGCACUCUUUUGUUCUUGUUCUAAAACUCUCUCUCCCAGAAAUAGAAAAAGAAAGAAAGAGAAAAACAGUGUGUGUUUCAGAAUAGAAUCUCCUUCACUGCACCUUUUUCCCUUGCUUUCUUCACCUUUUUCUUAAGUUGAAGAUUGAGGUUGAUUUAGAGAUCAAUGUUAGAGAUGAGAUCUAGUUCACUGUACAAGAGAAUGAAAUUGAAAACUGAUAUACAAAAAGUUGUAUUUGUAUUGGUGUUGAUCUGUAUAGUUCAGUUUUCAUUUGCAGCUACUAAUCCCACUGAUGUUGCUGCAAUUAAUAGAUUAUAUGCUGCAUUGGGCAACCCUGUUCUUCCUGGGUGGGUUGCUAGUGCGGGAGACCCGUGCGGAGAAGCGUGGCAAGGCGUUCAAUGUAAUGAUUCACUCAUACAAGAAAUAACUCUGAUUGGUGCAAAUUUGGGAGGAGUAUUGGGUGAUAGCUUGGGGCCGUUUGUUUCUAUCAAAUCAAUAUCUCUAAGCAACAACCACAUUGGAGGAAGUAUUCCAUCAAGUUUACCUGCCACGUUGCAAUCCCUUUUUCUUUCAGGUAACCAGUUCACCGGAAGUAUUCCAGUCUCUUUAUCCACAUUGACAGAACUGACUGCCAUGUCUCUUGAUAAUAAUCUGUUAACUGGAGAAAUACCAGAUGCCUUUCAGUCUCUAACGCGAUUGACCAAUCUAGAUUUAUCUCAUAACAAUUUGAGCGGGGAAUUGCCUCCAUCUGUAGAGAAUUUGUCAGCUGUGACCACCUUAAAUUUACAGAAUAAUAACCUGUCUGGGACACUCGAUGUUUUGCAAGACCUUCCACUGACAGAUUUGAAUGUUGAGAACAACCAGUUUUCUGGACCAAUACCUCAAAAGUUGUUAACCAUUACCAACUUCAGAAAAGAUGGAAACCAAUUUGACCUCAAUAGUAAUGUUACUAUUGCACCAACUCGCCCACCUCAUUCUCCGGUAACAGCAUCUCCGGUAACAACAUCACCAUCAGGAACUGUAGUUUCUGGGACACCAUCUUCUGGACGUGUACCAACUAAACAGGCCGGUGGACCAACUGCAUCAAAGGAUUCAAGUUCCGGGAAAUCGAAAAAAAAUACCAAAAGAGUGGUUUGGAUAAGUAUUUCUGGUGUAUUGGGGUUUAUCAUCUUGGUACUGGCACUUCUUCUCUUUCUUCCAAGAUGUAGCAAAAGGGAACGGGUCGGCAGAACUUCUAAGCAACAUCAGAUUGGAGCAUAUGGAGGCGAAAGAACGAAUCCUUGGAAUAAUGGGGCUCUAGUCCAACCACCUAGUCAAACUGAGAAAGUACCAAAAGCGGCUGUUGUAAGGCCAAAGGAGAAUCAUCAAGCAGAGAAAAAUGUACAAAGAAUGGAAGCAUUGCCAAAGCUAUUAAGUCAUGACAUAGAUAUGAGUGGACUAGAUGUAGAUUCAAUGCCACCUCCACCUCCACCUCCUCCUCCACCUCCUGCUCCACCACUUGCUGCGGAGAAGGUGAUCGUCGAGCCAACCACAUUCCCCGGAGGGUCCAACAUUAAUCCUUCCAAAAGUAGCCUGGUUCCUCCGACAUUUGCAAAAUCGUUCACCAUUGCAGCCCUUCAACAGUAUACAAAUAGCUUUUCUCAAGACAAUCUUAUAGGAUUAGGCAUGUUGGGGAGUGUAUAUAGGGCAGAGCUUCCUAAUGGGAAGAUACUUGCUGUGAAGAAGCUAGACAAGAAAGUUUCUGAUCAAGAUGAUGCUGAGUUUAUUGAACUGGUUAAUAAUAUUGACAGAAUUCGGCAUGCAAAUAUUGUUGAGCUUAUUGGUUACUGUCUAGAGCAUGGACAGAGGCUUCUAAUCUAUGAAUACUGCAAUAACGGGUCAAUGUAUGAAGCACUUCAUUCAGAUGAUGAAUUCAAAACAAGACUUUCUUGGAAUGCUCGUAUUCGGAUAGCACUUGGGGCUGCCAGAGCAUUAGAGUACUUGCAUGAGCAAUGUCAGCCACCUGUUAUACACAGAAAUUUCAAGUCUGCUAACAUUCUCCUUGAUGAAGAUCUAUCUGUGCGUGUAUCUGAUUGUGGUUUGGCUCCAUUAAUAACUAAAGGUUCUGUACGUCAGCUCUCAGGACAGCUGCUAGCAGCUUACGGCUACGGGGCUCCAGAAUUUGAGUCAGGAAUUUACACCUAUCAGAGUGACGUUUACAGCUUUGGAGUCGUUAUGUUGGAACUUUUGACAGGCCGUCAGUCCUAUGACAAAAAACGUCCUCGAGGUGAGCAGUUUCUUGUGAGAUGGGCAAUUACUCAACUUCAUGACAUUGAUGCGUUAUCAAGGAUGGUUGAUCCUUCUCUAAAUGGAGCUUACCCUGCCAAAUCAUUGUCAAAUUUUGCAGACAUUAUUUCUAGAUGUGUUCAGUCUGAGCCAGAAUUUCGACCAGCGAUGUCAGAGGUUGUUUUGUACUUGCUAAAUAUGAUAAGGAGGGAUUCUCAACAAAAUGAAUAAAAUGAAAGAUGAAAAUGGUAAUGAUAUUUGGAUAUAUGAAUGAAUUGCAAGAAGAUUUUACCUGAAAAUUUCAGAAUCUCAACUAGUGAAGACAUGCAUGUUACAACAUCCUAUAAGAGGGUUUGUUACUUCCAAAGAAAUACUAACCAUUCAAUAUUGACAUGCCAUGUUCUGCAAGGAGGUUUAUCCAAUCAGCUUCAGAGAAUUGUUGGCACCAACACCCCUGUAGUUAUUAUAUUUAUAAUUUAAUGUGUGAUAAUUUUCAUGGUUCAUUAAACCAUGCCCCAUGUUACCUUGGUAAUUGACCCAUUUAUUUAUUUGAUGAUUGUUCCAUAUUGUUGGUGAUGGAAUGUGAUUUUGUAGCAAAUUAUAGUUACUAGUAUUUUAUUAUGUCCAUUCCUGGUAAUGAAAUAAAAUUUUGAUAA